Molecule: messenger RNA, 1164 nt
Organism: Tribolium castaneum (red flour beetle)
Lineage: Eukaryota; Metazoa; Arthropoda; Insecta; Coleoptera; Tenebrionidae
Product: alpha-tocopherol transfer protein
Exons: 8
Coding region: 172-1092 (306 amino acids)
Cellular component (GO): membrane
Molecular function (GO): phosphatidylinositol bisphosphate binding
Source: RefSeq, a predicted model, not a curated record
AACAAAACGUGUUGAACGUUGAGUUUCAGUAACAUUAUUCUGUUGUCACAUACACAAAAGUAUUCCUGGAAAAGAUCUUGCAUAAUAAUUGUGUGAUCAUUGGUUUAUGAAAACGAUAAAGUAAUGACUCAUUUGUGUUAAUAUUAAAUGUGAAGUCCAGGGUCAGUUAAGAUGGGCCUCCGUGUAGAAAAAGGAGACGACAAUGUGCCAUUUGUGCAAUUGGGAGAAUGCCAGUUGAGGCUUGAUUUAGAAGAUUUAGACGAAACGUACAAAGAACGUGCCAAAAAUGAGCUUCGGGAAACCCCGGAAGUUGUCGAAAAUGCUUUACGGGAAUUCAGAGAAUUUAUUCAAAAGGAGCCUGGUUUACAUUUACCCCUCGACGACGUCAACUUUUUGCUAAAGUUCUUAAGACCUUUUAAAUUUUAUCCCGACAGUGCAUUUCGCGUCUUGAAAAAGUUUUAUAAGUUCAAACUGAAACAUCCGAAAUAUGGCGUAGACGUGACGCCUAACAGCGUAAGACAUGUUUUUGAUAAUGAAGUGUUUGUUUUCCUACCAACUAGAACUCCGACGGGAUCAAGGAUAAUGAUUAUUAACGCAGGAACUAAGUGGAAUCCAAAGGACGUAGCUGUGGCAGACAUGUUCAGAGCUAUUAUGGUGGCCAUAGAGAUUGCAAUGUUGGAGCCAAAGACACAAGUAGCUGGUGUUCACGUUAUUUUAAACAUGGAAGGAUUUUCCCUAAACCACGUGUAUCAGUUCUCGCCAACUGUCGCAAAGCUUAUGGUGGAUUGGGUGCAGGAUUGUGCCCCAGUCAGACUGAAGGGAAUUCACAUUAUAAAUCAGUCGAUAUUCUUCAACAUGGUCUAUGCCAUUUUUAAACCUUUUAUUGGAGAAAAACUUAAAAAAAGAUUAUUUUUCCACGGUUCUAAUAAGGAAAUACUUUGUAAACAUAUGUCGGCCGAUGCCUUGCCCACACAUUUCGGAGGUAGCGGAAAGGUACCAGAAUACCCAGGACGAUUGCUUUCAGAAAUGCUGUUUUUUUACGAAGAACUUUUUGAAAAAUUCAACAGCUACCGGUAUAUUAAAGAAACCUAAUGAGUUGGUUUACAUCUGCGUAUUUUUCAAAUUGUAAAAUUAAAUAUUUUUUAAAUAAAAUAAUUACGAAAA